GACCGCGAGGCCAUGCUGCGGCUGCUGCAGGCCGCCACCUGGGCGGCCCGCGGCGUCUGCCUCGAGCGCCUCGGAGGCGCCGAGGCCGCGCAGGGGGCGCUGGACGAGGUGGAGGGCCUGGAGGCGCUGAGCCUCUCGGAGCUCUCCGAGCUGGGCCUCCGGCUGGGCCUCCCCGGCAGGGGCGGGGAGGGGGCGCGCGAGGCCGCCGCGGGGCGGGAGGCGCUGGUGGGCGCCCUCGGGCAGGCGGCCGUCUGGCGGCGGAUGCCCCUGGCGAGCCUCCGCCUGGAGUGCGAGGAGAAGGGGGUGCUGCCCCCGGAGUCCGAGCGGCCCGUGUCCGAGCAGCGGGAGCGCGAGGAGCUCCUGGCGCGCCUGGUGGAGCUCCUGUGCCUGGGCCAGCGGCUCGCGGGCCACUUCGAGCGGCUGCGGCUGCGGCCCACGGCCACCCUCGCCGCCGUGGAGCGGGCGCGCGACAGGCUCGUCGGCAGGCUGUCCGCCGCGGCGGCCGCGGGGACCCCUGCGGAGGAGGGGGGCGGCGGCGCGGCGGAGGAGCUGCGGGAGGUAUGCCUUGCGGGCGCACCGGGUGGUCUCGGCGUACCUCGGGGCGGCGGAGGGCCCGCAGGCGACCGCGCCGGGGCCGCCCAGGGCGGAGCCUACCCCCCGCGCGCGGCGGGACGAGUUGGGCGAAACUUUGGCGCCGCUGGCGCCGCCGGCCGCCAGGCAGCAGCGGCUGACGGCGGUCGCGGCCACGGGGA
Prorocentrum cordatum is the source of this 752-nucleotide messenger RNA. The record is from the annotation of a GenBank genome assembly. Lineage: Eukaryota; Dinophyceae; Prorocentrales; Prorocentraceae.